This is a messenger RNA of Talaromyces rugulosus, 4446 nucleotides long. RefSeq lists its product as uncharacterized. The record is from RefSeq and is a predicted model, not a curated record. Gene Ontology annotation, biological process: ribosome biogenesis. Lineage: Eukaryota; Fungi; Ascomycota; Eurotiomycetes; Eurotiales; Trichocomaceae. Bases 1 to 4446 code for a protein of 1481 amino acids. Gene Ontology annotation, cellular component: nucleolus. The transcript has 3 exons.
AUGGCUCCUAUCAAGGAUGCUGUCGGACCAUCGCAAGAAGCGCUCUUGAAUCUGGAAAAAAGCACUGCGAGCCCUGACGCCCAACUCGACCAAGCUGCGCAUAUUCUCCGGCUGGACUUGUCGAUCGACACUUUUACAGGAUCUGCUGAUCAUCUGAACAAAAUCUCGGAUCCCACGCGCCCUGCACCCAAAGAGCAGUGGGUGCUGCGAUGGCUGCUCAAGCGCCUGAAAACCAAGCCCUACCGACUUCACCCGCGCUCUUUUCUUCUGCUACAGAACCUCGUCCAGCGUCUUCCUCGCAAGGCCAUUGCGGUGGUACUCGCCGAUUACAAAUUUCCGCAGCUGUUGAAGGAUAUCGUUGAAGACUUGGACGGUGCCGUUGUCCAGUCCCUUCAACAAGAUACGGCGGCGCCGUCGGACUCUGAAACCAGCGCCACGCUCGACCGAUCACCUGUCCGGCCCAAGAAAAGAAAGAGAGACAGUGACGUAGGGAAUGAAGCUAGUCAGAAUCUGCCCCAGCCUGCAGUCGUUGUUGCGGCCUAUGUCAGUUUCUUGGACAGUCUUUAUACCCUCACGGCUUUGGCCAAGGGUCGUGAAAAUAAUGCGGAUAUAUCGCAAAUACAUCUGAGGCAGUCGCUGCGAACAGAGCCCAUGGUUAUCGCUCCAAUACUCGGCAAAUUGCUCAGACUGUCUGCUCGUCUAGUGGCCAAGUUCGCUAGGGAGAAGAAUGCUUCGGAAUUACAACAUUUGCUCAAGGUCACAACAUCUGCAUUUACGUUGUGGGAUUUCAAGAAGCAGAAUGUUGGUGGUAAUGAAAAGAAUGACGUUAAUGUUUCGUUUUCGGAACAUUGUUUCCUGGAAGCUUUGAGGCUCUACCGCCUCGUACUUUGCGUUGGGGACAUGUCUGAGAGCGCAGAGUUCAUUGUGCACUCUGUCGAAAAGCUGAUCGCUCUCCAUGUUGUCAUUCCAGCACGAUCAGCUUUUAUCAGCCGUGGGGGCUCCGGAAUUGACUAUUCAAAAGACGACGAUCCCGACUGGAGCGCUGUCCAACCGGUGACAGCUACAUUCAAACCCCUCCUGGAAGACAAGUCAAGUCAAAGCGUUGAUUGCAGCGGAAUCGAAGCUUCGCCUCAGUCCGAGAAAAACGUCUGCAUAUUUGCUCCAACCUGGCGACCAGCUGAGCUUGUCCCGACAUUAUUUAACAUUAUCGCCCGCUCUGUGCCGAGAAACUCAUUUCGUCGCCAGGCAGGCGAGGCUUCGUGGCUGGAAACCGCCUUUGUGGCACUCGCUGAGCUGGCUUAUUCGAUGACGAAGCCUAUCAGCCGCAGCACGUCCGAGUUUAUACCCUUGUUGGAGCAACUGUUUAUCGUUGUUCGCACUCGUAAGAUCAAGCUAUCGCUGCACACGUUUCUUACACAUGCUGCAUAUACCAGUCUGCUAAAGGGCAAAGACAAACCACAAGACGUGCACUGGAAUCUAACAGCACUGCUUGUGGAACUUGGAGUUGACAUCUUUCUGCCGAAUUCGGGGCUCAAAGACUCGCAACGCUUGCUCGAUGCUCUUCUGCACACGCUCAGCCAAAUCCGGAGCCGUCAGACAGGGCAAGGACAGUACCAAUUGAUCAAAAGUGGGGUAGUCAUUCCUCUACUUCGUGCUUUUGCUGCCGCGAGAGAUCUUCCUUUUUUCAUUCAGCAGUGGCACGGGCAGCUGCGUGAGGUUGAGGCUUCGCGCGAGUCUACGUUGCCCUUUGAAGACGCAUAUUCUGUCUGGGAAGAUGAAGACGUAGCCACCGCAUUCCGAGAAGUGAUGAAGACUUCUUUGAGCGAGUCGCAGCUUGGGUCGAUAAUACAGGGAGCUAUUAAUACUGUCGCUUCGACUACAGAAACAUUGGCAACUUCACCUGAAUCAUAUGCUUCUAUCGUCUUGUUAGAAAUCACCUCGGACAUCUGGGGCCACCAUGGCAUCCCUGGCCUACAAAUCGAGCUUGUGGCAGCUCUGGCAAAGGCAAAUAGUAAGACUGUUUUGCUGCAGAACACAACACACUGGAAAUGGCGUUUAUGGAGGCUGGCACGGAAACUGCUUCCUAUUACUCUGAAGGAUUCUCGCAAUGGCCCCAAUGAUUUGGCUCAGACGUUAGAGCGCGGCGCAUUAGAGGUGACACAGAGUGUACAACCACUUGCAGAUGCUGAAUCUAAUAGCUUGCGAGAGUCCCUCGAGGCUUGUCGGUUUUUACUGCAAGCCACGAAAGAUCUGGAGCACGGCUCUUCUGAAGGAGAAGAAAUCGUGCAGUCUCUACUCGGUAACAUCACGAAACUAUUCCAAACAUUGCUCGCAUCAAAGGAGAAACACAUGUCCCGCUGGAAUGGCCGUAUCGAAGACCUCACCUCUUUGGGUCAGCUCGGAGCAGCUUAUAUUGUGUGCAUGAUGGAGUUUCCUGGUACAUGGCACCGGGUUCCUGUCAAGGCUUUGGAAGAAUUUGUCGACUGCUUUUUACUUUUAGCUUCGCGAACGAAGGAGUCUGAAACUUCUUCAAAGGGUGCAUCUGUUUACCAAUUGUGGGAAGUUGUUGUCUCGUAUGACUACCUGCUCGAUGUUGCACCGCUCUGCUCAGCACUCGCCCAAGUGCUCUUCCGACACCUAGAGAGUGAUUCCGGUCAGCGACUUUUUGUUCUUGGUUUCUUGCCCAGGAUCCCUGUACGCCUACAUGGGGUCAACGGGGCCAAGGAUGCCAUGACAUCGCUAAUGAAGGGAAACUUCUGCUCUGCGCAAGCAAUUCCAGACGCGAUAUCGCUGGUCAGUAAAUGGUGCCGCGAAUCCACAACCAUUGAUACAGCAGCAAAGGACUGGAUUAUUUCAGCAUUGCCACUACAAGGAUCAAGCGACGAUAUUUAUACACUUCAAGCUUUUCGAACACUAGCUGAAAGUGUUUUUCAGCGCGAGUUUCAAGAAUGCAGUCCUGCUGAGUUGCCCAAACUCUUGAAAAAGUACUGCAAGAUCGCGUCUCGGGGUGUGUCUGCAGUCGAGGAGCAGAAUAAAAAGCUCUCUCUGGGUCCGGUACUCACGGCAGUUUUGUUACGGAAUUUAUGGGAGCGUCGUGAGGAGGCUCAGGAUGCGAAGUUGGAGAAAGAUAUUGCUCACCAAAGACAAAAACUGCUUCAGUGUGUUCUCGAUGGCCUUGACGCUGGCAAGCAGCUUUUGCAGGACGACGAAGAAGAAGAAGAAGAAGAAGAAGAAGAAUUGGAUACUCGCGCGGCAAUCGCGCUUGUGGUGACAUUUUACAUGCUAAAAGAGCUUCAAGAUCUGGUGCUAGAGAAUCGAAAAGCUGGCAAACGAGUGACGGAAAUCUACAAAAUCGUCCAAGGAACAUCCUUACGCUCUGGACAUUUUCUACACAAAGCCGUCAGACAGCAGCUGCUGGUCGAAUUUUCAAAUGAGGAUGGUCUCGUUCUGGACGAUGCCAGACUUGUGCAGGCUGUUGACUUGCAGCAGCUGUACGCGGACGAACAAGAACAGUUUGUACGAGACACUACGGCCAAACUCGAGGCUAUGAGCAACGCGGAACGCCUCCAGACGAUUCGCAAGCUACAAGACCAUGGGUUCGAUGGCCCAACCGGACCAUGUCGACUCCUGAUGGGUGGGUUGGCUGUUUCUACGCUGGAUGAAAUCCCCGAGCGAGGCGGUGAAGAAGCACAAACCCUCUCGUCUCUGUGUACGGCUGUUACCAAUGUCAUACAGGAUAGUCAGACCGUCGAGCAGUUCUCCUUUGCUGCCGAGUGUCUCGACGUUAUCCUCCGUUUACACCCGCGUGGUGUUUCGCAGUACAAUAUUGACAAGUGCUUGUCCGCUGUUUCGACAACGAUAUCCAACAUCUCCUCGACAGAGUUUCCCGGCAAGGUAUCUGCGGAAUUCGCCAGCACGAUAUACACGCGGUUAUGUCGACUCCUGGGCACGCUAUUUGGCCUGUAUCGGCAGCAGCUGGGCGGACGAUUCCACGUUCUGGUGCCGGCGCUGCAAUGCCUCCUCCAAGCACUGUUUAUCCCAAGCCGGAAACGCAAACGCAACGCCACACUGACAUUAGCCCUGGGCGUCCCCCACGCAGUCAUGUUUUCGCGCCUGCUCAGCUCGCUCUGCGACCCGACAGUCUCUGCCGUAUCACGACCGGGCGGCGGACACGACGGUCUCGUCGACCAGACGAAAAAGGCCAAGCUGAUUGCCGGACAGCAUCUGCGGAUCGUGAUCGAAAGCUACACAGCCAACAUGCUCGACGGGCCGAUCAGCGCAGAGACAAAAGCGGCGCUGGCUCCAGGGCUGUAUGCCGUGCUCGAUGCAAUGUCGACAGAUACGAAAAGGGCGCUGAACGCGAGUCUGGACGUGUCGUCGCGGGCGAUUUUCAAGACGCUGCAUGAUGAUUAUGUCAAGUUUGGCAAGUGGAAUAACAAGGGAUAA